Molecule: messenger RNA, 1287 nt
Organism: Haemorhous mexicanus (house finch)
Lineage: Eukaryota; Metazoa; Chordata; Aves; Passeriformes; Fringillidae
Product: olfactory receptor 5G3-like
Exons: 4
Coding region: 347-1273 (308 amino acids)
Biological process (GO): sensory perception of smell; G protein-coupled receptor signaling pathway
Cellular component (GO): membrane
Molecular function (GO): odorant binding; olfactory receptor activity; G protein-coupled receptor activity
Source: RefSeq, a predicted model, not a curated record
GUGCUCGUUCAGCGCUCGGUGCGGGUGGCAGCGGCCGGGCCGGGCUCCUCCGGAGGGGCCCAGCCAAGAACACCCCAAAGUGCCUCUUCACCCUCGUGGACAGCAGGAAUGUCUUCCAUAGCUCCUGUUUGGAAAUGGCAAUGGCUGUUGGGAGCUCUGGCAGGAGCACCUGGAGACCAGGUUGUGCUGGAUGAUUUCAAAGUCCCAGGCUGAAGACACACAGGGAAUUGAAGGCAGCACCAAGUUCUUGUAGGAUUGUCUCCAAACAGAUCCCACUGCAAAGAGUGUUUUCCAGCUGGAGGAAACCUCCAUCAGGGAGUUCACACAGACAACACACUUUGAAGGAAUGCCAGGAAGAAAUUGCACCCAAGCAACUGAGUUCAGCUUGGCAGGAUUCAGCGAGGACCCGGCAACUCAGGUCACCCUCUUCCUGCUCUUCCUGCUCACUUACCUUGUCACCAUCCUGGGGAACUUGGGCAUGAUCACCUUGAUCAGAGCCAGUGCCCUGCUCCAUUCCCCCAUGUAUUAUUUCCUGGGCAACCUGGCUUUUGUGAACCUCUGCACUUCCACCAUCAUCACCCCCAGGAUGUUGGCUGGGGUUUUGCUGGGGAAGAAGGGAAUCACCUAUGCUGGGUGCAUGGCUCAGGUGUUCACUUUUUGCCUGUUUCUGGUCACUGAGUGUUUCCUCCUGGCUGCAAUGGCCUAUGACCGAUAUGUGGCCAUUUGCCACCCCCUGCUCUACCCCCUUGUCAUGUCCCCGGAGCGCUGCUCCCGGCUGGUGACCGGCUCCUACCUCCUGGGGCUGACCAAUGCUGUGGGACAAGCCAUUAGCAUGUCCAGCUUGUUCUUCUGCAGCUCCAGCGCCAUCGAUCUGUUCUUCUGUGACAUUUCCCUGCUGAUCUCCCUCUCUACCUCUGACACCACCUUCAGCCUCGUCAUCCUAAGGACUUCUUCAUCUUUGCUCGGUGUUCCCAGCCUGCUGGUGGUCCUGGUGUCCUAUGUGGCCAUCAUCUCCACCAUCCUGAGUAUCAGCUCAGCUGAGGGCAAGCGCAAAGCCUUCUCCACCUGCACCUCCCACCUCACUGCCCUCAGCACCUUCUAUGGGCCGUUGAUUUUCAUGUACUUAAUCCCCAGGCCAGGCACAUCCAGGGGAGGAGACAAAUGGGCUGCUGUGCUCUACACUGUUGUGACCCCCAUGCUGAACCCCUGGAUCUACAGCCUGAGGAACCAGGAGGUGAAGGAGGCUUGGAGGAGACUUGGGAAAAUAAAAUGAGCUUGGACAUUUAA